Cherax quadricarinatus is the source of this 3247-nucleotide messenger RNA. It is a transcript of the gene MetRS-m, whose product is annotated as Methionyl-tRNA synthetase, mitochondrial. Gene Ontology annotation, biological process: methionyl-tRNA aminoacylation. Gene Ontology annotation, molecular function: ATP binding; methionine-tRNA ligase activity. NCBI's taxonomy places the organism in Eukaryota, Metazoa, Arthropoda, Malacostraca, Decapoda, Parastacidae. The record is from RefSeq and is a predicted model, not a curated record.
UGAUGAAAGUAUUUUUUUGGGGGGGGAGGGAUUUUCUUUCUUUUUGGGUCACCCUGCCUUGGUGGGAGACAGCCGACUUGUUACAAAAAAAAAAAAAAAAAAAAAUUGGUAGCUUCCCACCAAGGCAAGGAAGGAAAAAGACACUCACAUUCAUUCAAUAGCUGUCUGCAAAAACAUUAUUUUAUUGCAAAUUUUGAUGACUCCGAGUGGUUUGAAGGAUUUUCUGACAUUUUUCAAUUUUUAGCUAAAAUAUGUUUAAAAAUCUGUUGGAGAGUGAGCAGGGUAAUAUUUAGUGAAGGGAUUCAGGGAAACCGGUUAUUUUUAUAUAGCUGAACUUGAGUCCUGGAAAUGGGAAGUACAAUGCCUGCAUUCUAAAGGAGGGGUUCGGGAUAUUGGCAGUUUGGAGGAUGUGUUGUGUAUCUUUAUACGUAUAUGCUUCUAAACUGUUGUUCUGAGCACCUCUGCAAAAACAGUGAUUAUGUGUGAGUGAGGUGAAAGUGUUGAAUGAUGAUGAAAGUAUUUUCUUUUUGGGGAUUUUCUUUCUUUUUGGGUCACCCUGCUUCGGUGGGAGACGGCUGACUUGUUGAAAAAAAAAAAGCUUAAAAAUCAUUGUAAGCUUUAAGGUUGGCAAACAUAUGCACCACAACAAAUGAUUCUCUGAACUGCAACAUCCCCAACCAUUUAUCUGAGCACAGGCAUUGUCCUUCCCACCUUCAGAACUAAAGUUCUGUUUAUAUCCAUACCAGAAAAAUAUCAUAUGGUACUUCUUUUCAUAUACAGUAGAUUUCAAACCUGAAAUGCUAUCUCAAAUAGUCUGAUAAAGGUGUUAUCAUUCUAAGUGUUUUAUCAUUAGUAUAAAAACUGAAGUGCAAAUUACUGACUUGUUUUUAUUAACUCAAUGGCUGUCUCCAGCAAAGAGACAGGAGCACUAGGACGCUGAUUCCCACAAACAACUGCAGUGACAACAGACAUCUCUGAACGAAUACAACUAAUCAUUCCACAUCACAACUCAUGCAGUCAUUGGGAGAAGAAACCUCUAAGCAAGCCAUACAUAUACUGAAGAAGGAGAAGAGAAAAUGAAAAUUCAGUACUGAUAAUCAAAGCAGGAAGAGAUGGGUGCCUUCCCACUUUAGUCUUCAACAAGAUGUUUAUCUCUGAUUUUGAUGUCACAAAAGAGAGAUUCUACGUAGCCCAUCAGAAUAAAGACUUGACUUCCAUCGUUAUCGUCAAAAAUCAUGUUUCCUAAAUCAUGGAUGCCUAAAGGGAAUGAGUAAUAAUGUCAAGAUACUUUGUUAAAAAUAUUUAAAAGGCUUCAAUGAUGAUGACAUUGACUAGGUUAGUCACCCUAGUAGCUGAAACCAGUAGAUGUUCAUUUGUUAAAAUUAUUAGAUAUAAAGACAAUUGGAAAUCAAGACUGGCUUGGUGUACUAGGAGUAUUUAUAAUGAAUCAAAAGCCAAAAAGAGCUUCUUCAUUACAACCCCAAUAUUUUAUGUGAAUGCACAGCCGCACAUUGGUCAUCUUUACUCAGCACUUUUAGCUGAUGCUGCAUGCAGGUUUCAGCAUCUGCAAGGAAUUCCUGCACACUCAACAAUCUUCUCUACAGGUACAGAUGAACAUGGUUUAAAAAUUCAGCAGGCUGCUGCUCUAAGUGGAUGCAACCCAUUAAAAUUUUGUACAAGUGUUUCUGAUAAAUUUAAAACUGUCUUUGACCUGGGGGAUAUCAAGUAUACACAUUACAUUCGUACAGUAGAAGAGAGGCAUAAAUAUGCAGUGGCACAUUUUUUUAAUACGUUAAUGGAGAGGGGCCACAUAUAUCGUGGUAACUACAGUGGAUGGUAUUGUGUUGCAGAUGAGGCAUUUCUCACAGAAGCACAAGUGCAAGAAGUAACUUUGUCAUCUGGUGAGAAAAAGCUUGUGAGUGCUGAGAGUGGUCACUUGGUUGAGUGGAACAGUGAGGAGAAUUACAUGUUUAGGUUAUCAAAGUUCCAGAGUGAUUUAAAUCACUGGCUGAAAGAUGACAAGAGGGUGCAACCAAAGCGAUUUCAUGAACAGUUAAAGAGAUGGCUAAAUGAAGACCUUAAAGAUCUCUCGAUAUCUCGACCAGGUGCCCGCGUUUCCUGGGGUAUUCCAGUUCCGGGUGAUAACCUGCAAACAAUUUAUGUUUGGGUGGAUGCCUUGAUCAACUACCUCACAGUAUCAGGCUACCCUGAAUUACGUUUAUGGCCACCUGAUAUUCAGGUACUCGGCAAAGACAUAUUACGCUUCCAUGGUGUCUACUGGCCUGCACUUUUACUUGGCAUAGGAUUGGAACCCCCUCGUUCUCUCAUUUGUCAUUCCCACUGGACAGUUGAAGGAGAAAAAAUGAGCAAGUCACUUGGGAAUGUAGUGUGUCCUCAGGACCUCAUUAAGCGUUUUUCAGCUGAUGGACUUCGGUAUAUGUUGCUGAGAUUGGGAACACCACAUUCUGACAACAAUUGGAGUGAAUCAAAUGCAGUAAAUCUUUUAAAUAUAGAACUAGCAGACACACUGGGAAAUCUUCUGAAUCGUUGCACAGCUCCAUCUCUCAAUCCAAAUCAGCAAGUCCCCCCUCUAAACUUUCAGUAUCUUAAAGAAAUGCCUUUAGCAGGACAGAAACUGGUAGAACAGCUAGUUGAUCUGCCUAGUGCUGUAGAAAAACACUACUAUAAUUUCAACUUCUAUCAUGGUUUAGAAAUUGUAAUGGCAGUGGUUCGUCAAGCUAAUGUAUUUAUUCAAGAAGAAAAGCCAUGGGAGUUGAAAGACCUUCCUGAUCGCACUAAAUUAGACUCAAUAUUGAGAGUUGCUCUGGAGACUGUGCGUAUUGCUGGUGUGGCUUUACAGCCAAUUGUGCCAACAUUAGCAUCUCAGGUUCUAGAUACUUUAGGAGUUCCAUUGAAUAAGAGAUCUUGGAACAGUGUACAAGAAGGAUUUAAUGAUUCCCAGCAUAGUCACUUGAUGAGUUCUUUGAACUUGGGACCCCGAAAAAAACUAUUCACUAAAAUACAACAGUAAAUAGUUGAAUUAUUCUGUUGCUUUUAAUAAAUCAAAUACUAUAUAGUACAGUACAAUAUUUAAUUUUUCCUUUAUGGAUAUCUGUUAAACUACAUUGUAUAAUGUAUGUACUAUAUUUUUUUUACCUCUACUUGUUUAUAAUUGCAGGAAUGGAGCUUAUGCUCAUGGUAUAAUAUUUAUAAUAAUUUUGUUGUGUAUUUAUUAAAGUUUCUAGUA